AUUGCAGGUCAAUUAUGUUCCACCACUGCUUGUGUACCUGCUUUCUCUGACUUCCUGUGGAUACCAGCAGCAAGCAAAUGCUCUGAACACAACCAAACCAAACAAUGGCCUGUCUUACUAUGACAAAUAUGGAAGAUACAGGAACUUCUACUGUCCGCCAGAAUGGUGACAUUCAUGGGAAUACCAGUGCACCUAAGCAGACAGAACCAUUUCUUCAAGUGUACCUUUAUCAUUCUCCUGGGAAGACAGGAGGAGAUUACCUUCAAUUUUCAGCUGGAGAAUAUGUUGCAGAAGAGAUUUGCGCUGUUGCCUGUAAAGCUUGUGGUAUCAUGCCGGUGUAUCAUAACAUGUUUGCACUCAUGAGUGAAGUAGAGAGAAUGUGGUAUCCCCCAAAUCACAUCUUCCAUGUAGAUGAAGCAACCAGACUCAACCUGAUUUUCCGGAUAAGGUUUUAUUUUCCCCACUGGUAUUGCAAUGGCAGCAGCAGAGCAUAUCGGUAUGGCAUUCUUCGAGGUGCAGAAAGCCCUGUUCUUGAUGAUGUUGUCAUGUCCUACCUAUUUGCACAGUGGCGAGAUGAUUUUUUGGAUGGAUGGAUUCAGAUGCCUGUUACUCACGAAACACAAGAAGAGUGCCUAGGAAUGGCAGUUUUGGAUAUGAUGAGAGUGGCCAAAGAAAAGGACCAAACCCCACUGGCUAUUUACAAUUCAGUCAGUUACAAAAUGUUUUUGCCUAAAUGUGUGCGAGCAAAAAUCCAAGACUACCACAUUUUGACACGAAAAAGAAUAAGGUAUAGGUUCCGCAAAUUUAUACAACAGUUUGGCCAAUGCAAAGCUACUGCCAGGAACUUGAAGCUUAAGUAUCUUAUAAAUCUGGAAACCCUUCAGUCUGCCUUCUACUCAGAGGUUUUUGAAGUAAAGGAACCUGGUGGAGAUCCUUCUGGAGAAGAACGUUUUGCAACCAUUGUAAUAACUGGAAAUGGUGGAAUUCAGUGCUCAAGAGGAAAACUUAAAGACUAUGAGACACUGGCAGAGCAGGAUUUACAAACAUACUGUGAUUUUCCUGAUAUCAUUGAUGUCAGUAUUAAACAAGCAAGCCAAGAAGGGUCCAGUGAGAGAAGAAUUGUCACCAUUCACAAGCAGGACAGCAAGAAUCUGGAGGCUGAAUUUCAGUCAUUGAGAGAAGCUCUCUCCUUUGUAUCACUAAUUGAUGGAUAUUACAGAUUAACUGCAGAUGCCCACCAUUAUCUCUGUAAAGAAGUGGCACCACCAUCAGUUCUUGAAAAUAUCCAAAGCAACUGCCACGGACCAAUUUUCAUGGACUUUGCUAUCAGUAAACUGAAGAAAGCAGGUAAUCAGACUGGUUUCUACGUUCUUCGUUGCAGUCCUAAAGAUUUUAAAAAAUACUUCCUCACCUUUGCUAUAGAGAGGGAGAAUGGAACUGAUUAUAAGCACUGCCUAAUUACGAAGAAUGAGAAUGGAGAAUAUAAUCUUAGUGGAACCAAGAGAAGUUUCAGUAAUCUUAAGGAUCUCUUGACCUGUUACCAGACAGAAACUGUCCGUUCAGACAGCAUCAUUUUCCAGUUCAUCAAAUGCUGUCCUCCAAAACCAAAAGAUAAAUCAAAUCUCCUAGUCUUCAGAAGCAAUAGUGUUUCUGAUGUACCUUCAUCACCUACGCUACAGAGACACAAUAAUGUCAAUCAGAUGGUCUUUCAUAAAAUCCGGAAUGAGGACUUGAUAUUUGAGGAGAGUCUUGGACAGGGCACAUUUACAAAGAUUUUCAAAGGUGUAAGGAAAGAAGUGGGAGACUAUGGCCAACUCCAUCAAACUGAAGUUCUUUUGAAGGUGCUGGAUAAAGUGCAUAGAAACUACUCUGAGUCCUUCUUUGAGGCAGCAAGUAUGAUGAGCCAGCUUUCUUACAAACAUUUGGUGUUAAAUUAUGGAGUCUGUGUAUGUGGAGAGGAAAAUAUCCUUGUACAAGAAUAUGUAAAAUUUGGAUCCUUGGACACAUACCUGAAAAAGAACAAAAAUGUUAUCAAUAUCUUGUGGAAACUGGAAGUAGCCAAACAGUUGGCAUUAGCCAUGCAUUUCCUGGAGGAUAAAGGCCUUGUUCAUGGGAAUGUCUGCGCAAAAAACAUUUUGCUUAUCAGAGAGGAAGACAGGAAGUCUGGAAACCUUCCAUUUAUAAAACUAAGUGAUCCUGGCAUCAGUAUUACAGUUUUACCAAGAGAUAUUCUUCUUGAGAGAAUACCAUGGGUUCCACCUGAAUGUAUUGAAAAUCCCAAACAAUUAAGCCUGGCCACAGACAAAUGGAGUUUUGGUACUACUUUGUGGGAAAUCUGUAGUGGAGGAGACAAACCUCUGAGUGCACUGGAUUCUUCAAGAAAACUACAGUUUUAUGAAGACAGGCACCAGCUUCCUGCCCCCAACUGGACAGAACUAGCAAACCUUAUAAACAACUGUAUGGAUUAUGAGCCAGACUUCAGGCCCUCAUUUAGAGCGAUUAUACGUGACUUGAAUAGUCUUUUCACUCCAGAUUAUGAACUACUGACAGAAAGUGAUAUGUUGCCAAAUAUGAGAAUUGGGGCACUUGGAUUUUCUGGUGCAUUUGAAGAUCGGGACCCAACACAAUUUGAAGAAAGGCAUCUGAAGUUUUUACAGCAACUUGGCAAGGGAAAUUUUGGCAGUGUUGAAAUGUGCCGGUAUGACCCCCUGCAAGAUAAUACUGGGGAGGUGGUGGCUGUGAAAAAGCUGCAACAUAGCACAGAAGAGCACCUUAGGGACUUUGAAAGAGAAAUUGAAAUACUUAAAUCUCUGCAGCACGAUAACAUUGUUAAAUACAAAGGAGUGUGCUACAGCGCAGGUCGUAGGAAUCUAAGAUUGAUUAUGGAAUAUUUGCCAUAUGGAAGUUUACGAGAUUAUCUGCAGAAACACAAGGAGAGGCUGGACCACAAGAAGCUUUUGCUGUAUGCAUCUCAGAUCUGUAAGGGCAUGGAGUAUCUGGGUACCAAAAGGUAUGUUCACCGGGAUUUAGCAACCAGAAAUAUCUUAGUGGAGAAUGAGAACAGAGUUAAAAUUGGAGACUUUGGAUUGACAAAAGUGUUGCCGCAAGACAAGGAAUACUACAAAGUAAAAGAACCUGGUGAAAGCCCUAUAUUUUGGUAUGCUCCAGAAUCUCUAACAGAAAGCAAAUUUUCUGUGGCCUCAGAUGUGUGGAGUUUUGGUGUGGUCUUGUAUGAACUCUUCACAUACAUUGACAAGAGCAAAAGCCCACCAGCUGAAUUCAUGCGCAUGAUUGGCAAUGAUAAACAAGGGCAGAUGAUUGUGUUUCACUUGAUAGAGCUUUUGAAGAAUAAUGGACGGCUACCAAGACCAGAUGGAUGCCCUGAUGAGAUCUAUGCCAUCAUGAAAGAAUGCUGGAACAAUACUGUUUCCCAACGCCCCGCCUUUAGGGAUCUUGCUCAGCGAGUGGAUCACAUAAGGGACAACAUGGGUGGAUGAGAAAAGUGUCCCUCCUUCAGAGAAUGUGUUACAAUGCAGAGCAAAAUGUACUUAGUCUAUUUUGUAUAAUUGACAUGUACACAUGUGCAUUUUAGCUUUGCUGGAAGUAAAA
Messenger RNA from Chaetura pelagica (chimney swift), 3609 nucleotides. It is a transcript of the gene JAK2, whose product is annotated as Janus kinase 2. Gene Ontology annotation, biological process: peptidyl-tyrosine phosphorylation; cytokine-mediated signaling pathway; cell differentiation. Bases 105 to 3497 code for a protein of 1130 amino acids. Gene Ontology annotation, molecular function: ATP binding; cytokine receptor binding; non-membrane spanning protein tyrosine kinase activity. The transcript has 24 exons. The record is from RefSeq and is a predicted model, not a curated record. Gene Ontology annotation, cellular component: cytoskeleton; cytosol; membrane. Lineage: Eukaryota; Metazoa; Chordata; Aves; Apodiformes; Apodidae.